AUGGCAGACUCCGUCGAUAUUGAGAAAGCUGAGGAACGGAGACUGGAGGAGGCUCCAUCUCAGACGAGCACUGAACACAAGUUCGGCCCGGAUAUCGACCUCACCACGUUCCACGAGCGCGUCGCCGGACGCCUCGUCGUCGAUCCAGAGGAAGCGCGGAUUGAGUUUGGGGACGAGAUAGCCUCUCGGCUGAAGCUGUCCCGGGACAGGAAGAAGGUCCUUUGGCCUCAACCUACCGACGACCCGGAGGACCCUCAGAAUUGGAGUGACGGACGCAAGGCAAUGCAGCUGUUCAUUGUCACCGUAGCUGCGGUGAUUCCCGACUUCGACUCGGGAGUUGGCAUCGCUGCGCUGUUCGCUCUCGCAAAGCAGUACGAUACGACCACGGGCGUGAUAAACAACCUUACGUCAAAUUGGAGUAUCUUUCUCCUGGGUGCGUGUUCCCCGCUUUAUCUGCAGACGAUAUUUCAUUCUUACGCUGUGUUCGCACUUGCAUUCAUGGUUGGCUGUACGUUCGCACCAAAUCUGAAGACCUUCGCAGGUGCGUUCCGUCCCUUCACAGAAUUCACUAAAUCAAGGCUAACACGAAGAUACAUACUUCUAGCCAUGCGAUGUCUUACCGCAUUUUUUGGGUACGUCCCUACUCUUUCCGGUCUUUAUGUCGUAACCGACCUGUACCCAUUCCACUUGCAAGCUCGUAAGCUCAACCUGUGGACUAUGGGCUUCAUCAUCGCGCCAUUCCUUUCUCCAUUUGCCUUCGGCUUCCUGGUAGCACGAGCAGAUUGGCGCUGGUCGUACGGCGUCGCGUCCCUCUAUGGGGCCUUUGUCGUGUUCAUGAUUUCCUUCUUCGGCGAGGAGACAUUGUAUGACCGUUCCGUCCAGCCCAUUCCGCCCCGCCCCGGCAAAUCCCUCUCUUCCAGGGUAGCAACCUUGGUCGGUAUUACGGGAGGCCGCAUGGGCAAGUAUCGACCGACCCUGCUCAACGGGCUCCUUUCGCACGUCGACUGUAUCUGGCGCCCGCACCUGCUCAGCGUGCUGGUGUUUGAGGGAAUCCUCUUCGGCUUCGGCGUGGGCAUCAACGUCACGAACGCUGUGUUCCUCGGGACGCCUCCGCCGGUGGGCUACGGGUUUAGCCAGUACGGUAUCGCAGCCGGAUACGCGACGCCUAUCGUUGCAGUCGUCAUCGGCGAGCUUGUAGGCCGGUAUACGAACGACUGGAUCCAGAACGCGAGCAUCCGGAAACAUAACGGCGUCUUUGAGGCCGAGUACCGACUGUGGGCAUGCUACAUCGCGAUCCCGCUGUACAUCUGCGGCUUCGUCCUGCUCGGCGCGUCCUUCCAGAAUCACAUGUCCGUCGGCGCGCUCGUCAUGGGCUGGGGGAUUGCGCAAGUUGCGAUUAUGAUUAAUACGGUGGCGAUAUAUGCCUACUGCAACGACUGCUUCCCGAAGCAACAGGGCGAGAUCAGCGCGCUCAUCAACCUAUCGCGCGCCCUCGGCGGGUUCGCGGUGCCCUUCUUCCAGGUGCCGUGGGCGGAGAGCUACGGCGCUCUGGAAGUAUUUGGAUGCGAAGCUGCGAUUGUCUCGGGGCUGUUUCUCUUGAUCGUGCCUGCAUUGCAGGUGAAGGGCGCAGAUUUGAGGGUAAGUGCAAGCAUUAUUCGCAUGUUGUGGGCUCUGAAUGUCGUGUCGUGA
Gloeophyllum trabeum ATCC 11539 is the source of this 1689-nucleotide messenger RNA. RefSeq names its product MFS general substrate transporter. Gene Ontology annotation, biological process: transmembrane transport. Gene Ontology annotation, molecular function: transmembrane transporter activity. NCBI's taxonomy places the organism in Eukaryota, Fungi, Basidiomycota, Agaricomycetes, Gloeophyllales, Gloeophyllaceae. Bases 1 to 1689 code for a protein of 562 amino acids. The transcript has 13 exons. The record is from RefSeq and is a predicted model, not a curated record.